AGUUCACCGUAUUGUUUGAGGGUGCCGUGAAUCGUCGGAGGAGGGGGGGCGGGGGGCUGAAUUGCCAAAUUUCUCCCGAUAGUGUUCACAUCCGGAGUCUCGACGAUCGUCAUUUAAAGCCCCCCUGUAUGUUUUAGGACACAGAUGUGUACAAUUUUUAUUAUUUAUUUUAUUUUUUCUUAGCUUAUGCUUCACACUCUGGGAGGGCAGAAAUGGCGGCUAACAUGUACCGGGUCGGAGAUUAUGUUUUCUUUGAAAACUCCUCAAGUAACCCAUACCUGAUCCGUCGAAUAGAAGAACUCAACAAGACCGCCAGUGGGAAUGUUGAGGCCAAAGUGGUUUGUUUCUACAGAAGGAGAGAUAUCUCUCACAGUCUCAUCCAACUCGCAGAUAAACACGCAAAGGAGUUGGAGGAGGAGAAGGAGAACCCAACAGAGACAGAGCUAACAGAAAAACAGAAACACCAGCUUCGUCACAGAGAGCUCUUCCUCUCACGACAGUACGAGAGUCUACCUGCGACACAUAUCAGGGGGAAGUGCAGUGUCGCAUUAUUGAAUGAGACUGAAGCUGUUCUUUCAUACCUUGACAAAGAGGAUACUUUCUUCUACUCGCUGGUUUACGAUCCGACACAGAAGACUCUGCUGGCCGACAAAGGAGAGAUCAGAGUGGGACCUCGCUUUCAGGCAGAUGUACCUGAAAUGCUGCAAGAAGGCGAGGCAGACGACAGGGACCAGUCCAAGCUAGAAGAGAAAUUGUGGGAUCCUGAGUGUCCUCUCACCGACAAACAAAUAGAUCAAUUCCUAGUGGUGGCACGGGCGGUUGGGACGUUUGCCAGAGCGUUGGACUGCAGCAGUUCAGUCAGACAGCCUAGCUUACACAUGAGUGCAGCUGCAGCUUCACGAGAUAUCACGCUGUUCCACGCAAUGGACACGCUGCAUCGCCAUAAUUACGAUCUGUCCAGUGCUCUGAGCGUGCUGGUCCCAGCGGGUGGUCCAGUGCUCUGCAGGGAUGAGAUGGAGGAGUGGAGCGCCUCGGAAGCUGCCAUGUUUGAAGAGGCUCUAGAGAAAUAUGGGAAAGACUUCAAUGACAUCCGACAAGACUUUCUGCCAUGGAAGUCUCUGACCAGUAUCAUAGAGUACUACUAUAUGUGGAAGACCACAGACAGAUAUGUUCAACAGAAGCGACUGAAGGCAGCUGAAGCAGAAAGCAAACUGAAGCAGGUUUAUAUUCCCACAUACAACAAACCCAACCCCAACCAGAUCUCUAUGACCAAUGGUAAGAUGGCAACAGUGAACGGAGCAGGCCCAGGGUCCUACCAUACAGCAGGAGGGGGCAGAGCCUGCGAGAGCUGCUACACCAUGCAGUCGGCUCAGUGGUACUCAUGGGGACCUCCAAACAUGCUGUGUCGCCUCUGCGUUUCCUGCUGGAUGUACUGGAAGAAGUACGGUGGCUUGAAGAUGCCGAGCAGAGCUGAGGGCCCUGAGGAGAGGACCUCCCCGAGCCCAGCGAGCAACGAGUCUCGCUCGAGGAGUCACGCUCCCCGCCAGUCCAACCACAUGGUACCGAUGCGAAACAGCGGCAGCCCCAAGUCCUCCAUGAAGACCAAGCAGGCUUUCGUGCUGCGAGCCUCCCACACCACCAAAAUGGCCCGGCACAUGUGCCGGGACCUCCUCAAGCUGCGCCGUGCUGCGCGCCGGCCCUUUGUCCCCGUUAACUGUGGGGCUGUAAAGGCAGAGUACAUGUUGAGGGUGUCAGAAGGGCAGGGGACUCGACUACCCAAAACCAGAGCCGUCCAAAGGAGCACGCUGACCAGCGUUGUGCAGUUUUUAGAGUCCCGUCCAGUGGCUCACGCCCCACGCUCCCACCGCACUCCAGGCCUGCAGACGCCUCCCCCCCGUCGCCUCCUCUCCUCUCUCCCACAUGGCCCCCACGGCAUGCUGGGAAAGCGCAGCUACCAUCACCACAGUAGGGCUGAGCCGGACAGGCGCUCAGAGAACCCGGGAUCAACAGGUGGACCACAAAUGCAUAACGGCCGCAACAGCAGCAGUGGAAACACCCGGGGAGGAGUGAUGAUCCGCAAGAGACGUCCAAACUGGAUCGAUGCCCCCGAUGACAGCUUCUUCCUCGUCACCCGGGAGACCAGGAGGGCUCGGCGGAUGCUGUCCCGGUCCCAGUUGCGGCACGCCUGCAGACAACCCUGCGAGCAAAUCACCCUGCGCAGGGUCUCCCACCCUCCGCCACAGGGGCUGGUCCACACCCCUCCACACCCUCACCCCAGCCUGAGAAUGCGUGGCCCCAUCGUCAUCCAUGACUGACGGCACACAAAUUCUCUGACCCCGCAGCCCCCCCCCCCCCGCCUGCAUCUUUACUGAUGAGUUCUGAUGACCGUUUAAUAAAUCCUCACUUCUUUUAAUCCUUAGAAACCCCUUGGUUACCCCCGGCAACACGUAAACAGGCUGAAGGAUGCGACGAUGAGACGUGAUGCAACAGAAACAAACCUGGCUGCAACCGCUGCCGGUCUUCAACCCCCUGGGACUUUUGUUUGUGUACAUAUACUCCAUCUGGGUGCAUGUGUGUGUGUGUGUGUGUGUGUGUGUGUGAGAGAUUAUCCCAACAACACAAGAGGAUAUGUGCUGUUUUAUUUUUUAUGGCUUAACGCGACGACACAAUUCUGUGUGAAGUUUGUUUCG
Molecule: messenger RNA, 2690 nt
Organism: Nematolebias whitei (Rio pearlfish)
Lineage: Eukaryota; Metazoa; Chordata; Actinopteri; Cyprinodontiformes; Rivulidae
Gene: mta3
Product: metastasis associated 1 family, member 3
Exons: 19
Coding region: 213-2315 (700 amino acids)
Biological process (GO): negative regulation of transcription by RNA polymerase II
Cellular component (GO): nucleoplasm; NuRD complex
Molecular function (GO): transcription coactivator activity; histone deacetylase binding; chromatin binding
Source: RefSeq, a predicted model, not a curated record